Messenger RNA from Microplitis mediator, 1134 nucleotides. Its product is annotated as cyclin-T-like. Gene Ontology annotation, biological process: regulation of transcription by RNA polymerase II; positive regulation of DNA-templated transcription, elongation. NCBI's taxonomy places the organism in Eukaryota, Metazoa, Arthropoda, Insecta, Hymenoptera, Braconidae. Gene Ontology annotation, cellular component: nucleus; cyclin/CDK positive transcription elongation factor complex. The transcript has a single exon. Gene Ontology annotation, molecular function: cyclin-dependent protein serine/threonine kinase activator activity. The record is from RefSeq and is a predicted model, not a curated record. Bases 1 to 1134 code for a protein of 377 amino acids.
AUGGCGCAAAAGUGGUAUUUGAACAAAGAAGAGCUGAAGAACUCUCCAAGCUUCAAGGAUGGUAUCAGCGCGGAGAAGGAAUUAGACUAUAAACAACAAGCCGCUUACUUAAUAAAUGAUUUAGGCAAGCGGCUUAAAUUAUCAGAAGUUUGUGUACAUACUGCCAUAGUGUACAUGCGCAGAUUUUUCAUUCACCAUUCAUUGGCCAAGUUUCAUCGUUAUGAAGUUGCAACGGCGGCAAUUUUUGUGGCGGCAAAGGUUGAAGAAGAGCCACAAAAAUCGAAGGAGGUAAUAAGUGCUCUUCAUAUCUGUUUGAAGAAAACCAGGGAUCAACAACUGGACACUACGACUGCCGAGUUCCAGGAGAAUGUCAAAGCACUCAUAGUAAAUGAGCGUAUUCUUCUAGCAACACUGGGAUUUAAGAUGGGAGUUAAUCACCCUCAUCAUUACAUCACGGAAUUCUGCAGAGAAAUAAAAGCUUGCAAACAACUAUGCAAGAUUUUUCUGCAGAUGGCGAACUACACGUUACAGAUGACAUCAAUGUGCCUGAAGUACAAACCGGCAGUUGUGGCGUCGUAUUGUAUUUAUUUCACCAUCCAAUCGUCGCAGUGGAAGAUUCCCGAAAUCAUAGAUGGGAAUCUUUGGUUUUGGCUGCUCGAUACAAAAGUGACCUUCGAUCUGCUGAUAAAGAUGGACAGGGAAUUCAAAGAAGUCUUAAAUAAACUGUCACCGAAAAUACAAAAACGCGUGAUGUGUUUAUUUAAAAAUCCACCUGUCCGAAUUAACUCAAUGAAUCGGAUUGUGACAAGCUCCAGUUCAUCGGCUCAAGAAAGUGUUUCCACUAAAACUGAAUUGAAGCAAUCAAGUUCUCGGCAGAAAAUCAGCUAUCAGGAGUAUCGUGAUAGACUGAUGAAGAAAAAAUGUGCGGAUUCAGAUGGGUCCUCGACAUCUUUACCUCAAGCUGCUGGAGAAGUACAAGAGAAUUCGGUUGGAAGUACCUGUCAAUUUGCACCAGCAACUGCAAAGAGUCAGGAAAUAACAAUCGAAGUCCUAGAUGACUACAUCCGUAAGCGUGAGAGUUGUCAUGAUAUGGGCAGCAUUUAUUGUUCUUCUAAAAAACGUAAGCUAGAAUAG